GGUGGGGGUAGACAGGUAUAGGUGAGCUGCUCCGUCGCACCUACUACUCAAGGAAGCAUACCGAUGUUUGGUUGACUCCUUUGUUUCUCCAUUUUGAGGCGGCGGUUUAAGCAGAGGAAAAAUGGUGAAGGAAGAAAAGGAGUUGGCCAACCGGCCUGACAACACAGCCUACACUCAGCAGAGGCUUCCAGCAUGGCAGCCUAUGCUUUCCGCUGGUAUUGUCAUCCCAGGGUUUGUCCUCAUUGGCCUGGCAUUCAUCGGCAUCGGAGUGGCCCUCUUUGUCACUUCACAGAGCAUCCGAGUGUUGGAGCUUGACUACACUGGUGUUGAACAAAACUCACCCUGCUUCAAGUGUACAGAAGAUGUUGCCAAAGCCUGUACCUGUGAGAUGAAGUUCGACAUUGACAGCCUAUUCGAGGGGCCUGUGUUCUUUUAUUAUGGUUUGACAAACUUCUUCCAGAACCAGAGAAAGUAUGGAGUGUCCAAAGAUCACUACCAGCUGACGGGAGACCUCAAUAACUUCAAGGAUCCUGAUGAAGACUGUUUUCCCUUCCAAAAAGACAGCAGUGAUAAACCAAUUGUUCCAUGUGGAGCAAUAGCAAACAGCAUGUUCAAUGAUACCUUCAAGCUGUAUCAGAUCGUCAACGGGGUAAAGAAGCAGGUGCCAUUUGAUGGAAAAGGGAUCGCCUGGUGGACGGAUUACAACGUCAAAUACAGGAACCCGUCAGUCACGCCACUGAGGAAUGCAUUCAACAGUACUGUGAAACCCCUGUACUGGUCCAGGCCUGCUUAUGAGUUGGACACCUCAGACCCUGCCAACAAUGGCUUCAUCAAUCAGGAUUUCCUGGUGUGGAUGAGGAGAGCAGCUCUGCCAGAUUUCAGAAAGCUGUAUCGCCGAAUCACAGAGGGGGAUUAUCAAAGGGGCCUGCCAGCUGGAAACUACUCCCUUGAAAUUGCCUACAACUAUCCCGUUUUGGGCUUUGAUGGGAGGAAGAAGGUGGUGCUCAGCAACGUGUCCUGGAUGGGUGGGAAAAAUGAGUUCCUGGGCAUUGCCUACCUCGUGUUUGGCUCUCUAUGCGUCACCAUGUCGAUCGUUAUGCUCGUCGUCUAUGCAAAAUUCAAAUUUCCUGAGGAAGACUGAGCCACCGGUCAUGAACUGUUGAUUUGGGAGAAGUGUGACCAUCCUUCAUCCUCCAUAUUUUUCUUUUAAACUCAAUGGGAGGAUGAAUGCCUUGUUUUGUGAAAGAACAGGAGGAGUUAUAUGGACUAAAAUUACGUGUAAAUGGUCUCAUGAAAACUCACAGAAGAUGCCUGGUUUCACUUCGUGAGACAGGGAUUUCCCUUGACUGCAAAGUAGGAUUUUGUGCUAUGAAUUCAAGGUUGGCCUCAUGUACUGUACUUGUCUAUGAGCACUGUCCUCAUGUGAGGCUUAACAAAUGCAAAAUCUUUUAUUAUCCUUUGACGCUGGAACAGCCUUGAGUGGUAUCCCUCAGCAGAGAACAGAAACUUAAGGGAGCAUUAAAGUAGUCUCUCCUCUCUAGCUAGCUACAGUGUAAAGACAAUAUGGGUAACUUCUGUUGCAAAUCUUUAUUGGUACAAUGAUAAAAAUGUGUGCCCCUGGUGUUUUACUUUGUUAUACAUUAGUGCACAUUUUGCAUAUGUAAAGGUGUUUCUUUGGUGUUUUAUAAGUAUGUGCUUCACUAUGACAACAUCAGCUACAUUUUGAAUGUAGGUCAGUAACAGUAUCAGAGUUAUAUGAUUUGAUAAGCUAUGGGGUAACAUAACAUGCAGCUUAGCUUGAAAAUGUUACUGGAAAAUCUUAAAUAUUGUCUUGUCAAACUCAGGGACCAGGCUAGCUCGUGUUGUCCUAAAUUUUAUUUGAAAGUUUUAACUGUUACUUUUGUUUAUGAGGUUUUACUUCAUGAUGAUAUUUAUUUUAAUAAAGACAAUCCAAACUGUA
This is a messenger RNA of Cheilinus undulatus (humphead wrasse), 1960 nucleotides long. RefSeq names its product transmembrane protein 30B (gene tmem30b). The coding region runs from base 122 to 1141 and encodes 339 amino acids. NCBI's taxonomy places the organism in Eukaryota, Metazoa, Chordata, Actinopteri, Labriformes, Labridae. The transcript is spliced from 8 exons. Gene Ontology annotation, biological process: phospholipid translocation. The record is from RefSeq and is a predicted model, not a curated record. Gene Ontology annotation, cellular component: Golgi apparatus; endoplasmic reticulum; plasma membrane.